This is a messenger RNA of Seminavis robusta, 648 nucleotides long. Lineage: Eukaryota; Bacillariophyta; Bacillariophyceae; Naviculales; Naviculaceae. The record is from the annotation of a GenBank genome assembly.
AUGCCGUCUUCUGUGUGUACCAAAGAAGCUUUCAAGGUGUUCCAAGCCAAGAACGGGUAUAUGUUCCCCUUUAACUCGGUCAAAGCUACCCGUACAUCAUUUCAUACUCGUUGGGUGUUGAUGUUUAACCGUGGUGAAAAGCCUCUCUUCUGUCCUUCUCGUCAUCAGUUGGUUCCGGCCAGCACGUUCCUUUUGGAGGACUUGCAACAUCUGAUUAUUGAAGGUCAGGCCAUUCCUCUCCCACCAGACUAUUGUGAAAUUGCUGACUGCAUGUAUUAUUGGGGACGCACGAUGGAUCAUCGUUGGUACUACGAUGUGGUCAACUUCUUUUCGUCCAUCUUAAGCCCAACUCCCCACCCAAACGGCAUCAACAAGAAAUGUCUCUUCAGGUACAUCCUCUCCUUGUAUGUUCAAACUAGAUUGGACUUCAAUUGGUUCGUUGUGCAACAGUGGCAUAACUAUUUUGAUUUACUCUACGUUCAAACCGACGACUUUUUCUUUUUGGCGACAAGCAGCACGUCGUUCGUAAGGAAUCACUUGAUGGCUGCUACCUACCCCCAGCAUUCCGCUGAGGACUCUGUGUCGGACUACAUGGAUGAAAACAUGUCAGAGGUGACUCCCGAGGUUGUUCGCUCUGCUGAGGAGUGA